UCUGCCUCUGCCAUUUUGUAGAAAGCUAUACUGGAGUUAGCAUAUGAGCAGUGAAGAGAGAAGAUAUAAUUCAAGAAAAACAGCUUCUUCCUGUUCGCUUGAUUGCUGUUCAAGAGCGGAGGUCUGGAUUUAAGUUGCUUCGAAUUCGGAAUUUCCAAUUUUGAGCCCACAAAGCUCUGCGAAAGCUGUGGUUAAACCUGGAGCCAUCUCCAAGAUGAACAAUAAGUCUGUUCCAAGCGGUGGGCCCUUCGGGGUGAGCAACCGCAGUCCCGGACCAUUCGGGGCGAAAAAGGGUGCCGCUGGCAAGAAGAGUGCACCCCAGCAUGUGAGGCAGAGAAGAAAGACUGAGUCUGACUCUUCAUCCUCAUCCCCAUCGCCUUCAUACAAGCAGCAGCAGCCUAUCAUGGUGUACAACAACAACAGGGGUGGCUCACCUGUCGGCAGCCCCUACUACGCAGGGGCCAAGUUCUCAGAACCGCCGUCCCCUGCGCAGCUGCCCAUCCCACCCACCCACUGGAUGUCGGACAACAAGUCAUCCAACUGCCAUCACAUGUGCAAAGAAGACAAGUACACCGAGAUAACUAACCAGCUCAAGUUGAUGCUCAACAUUAGAGCGUAA
This is a messenger RNA of Neocloeon triangulifer, 619 nucleotides long. RefSeq names its product proline-rich nuclear receptor coactivator 2-like. Gene Ontology annotation, cellular component: nucleus. Bases 215 to 619 code for a protein of 134 amino acids. Lineage: Eukaryota; Metazoa; Arthropoda; Insecta; Ephemeroptera; Baetidae. The record is from RefSeq and is a predicted model, not a curated record. The transcript has 2 exons.